UUAAGAGGUAUAAUUUAUAAGAUCGUCAAGCAUAACAAUUUGAAUUUUGAGCUUAUUGACGGUCAAAGACAUUACCUUUUGUCUUCUUCAUCUUCACGUGAACUUUAAAAACGAUCAAGUUGUCUUAUUACCAAAAGAAGUAAAUUUUAAAGCAUAGAAAAUCUGUGAAAGUGAAUUUUUGCCAUAAAAUUGUACAACGACGAAAUAAUAUAAAAUAAAGUAUUUACUUAAAAAGACAAAAGCAUCGCAAUGUCGUUUUUAAAAGCAAUGUGGAAUAACAACACGAAGCAUAAAAAGCUUAAUGAUAGUAUGGCAUUGGCGAGUAGUGCCAGAAAUUAUGUAGAAAGUCCGCUUGAUUUCAAUGAUGAAGAACUCACUGAUGAUGUAAUAACUUUCAACUUGAAAUAUCUUGGAACAACCGCCAUGGCGCCAGUUGAAGAAAUAAAAGGCAAUAAAAUUGCAAGUUGCGAUAAAAAAACUCAAAUGAUUUCAAAUGCUAUAAAGACAUUAAUUAGCACAUCAAAAAGUCAAAAGUUGCUCAACGAUGUACGUGUUGAAGUAUCGCCGAAAGGAAUUGAAACAUUUGAUUGUGUAACAGAUGAACAAAUCCUGCAAAUUCCAAUUUAUAAAAUUUCUUACUGUUCUAUCGAUGCAGCACAUGGCACAAUUUUUUCCUUCGUGAGUUCAACGAGCGAUAAAGAAGAGAGUUCAUUUGAUUGGAAUACUACACAUAAAGAUGGAGAGGAAGAACAUUUAGUUCUACACGGGUUUCAAUGUCAAAAGAAAAAAAUUGCGUUCAAUGUAACAUUGACCGUGGCAAGAACUUUUGAGCGAGCUUUUCAAAUCUAUCAAAAUGAAAAAUUCCUUGAAGAAAUUCGUAAUAGGAAGUCGAAACACAAGGAAAGCCUUGAAUCGCAAAAGAACGCUGUGAACAUUAAGAAGUUGAUAACAAAUGACGAUGAGAAUUUAAAUUGCUUAAUUGAUCUGGGAUCUGAAAAUGGACCUGAAUUGAAUAAUCUCUGCUCAAAAGACUACACUCGAGAUUAUUUUCAAACAACUUGGGUUUCCUUUGAUUAAUUUAUUUUAUUUUAUUUCAUUGACAGUCGAAUAAUGUUCAAAAUUUCUUUCAAUAAAUAGUUUACUCCUUAAUAUCAUUUGAAAAAUUUUAAUUGUUCAAUCAACAUCAGGAAAAAUCAAAUACUUUGUUAUACCGCAUCUGUCAACACCUCUCCUUAAUUUCAUAUAUCCAUUUUCACCUGUUGAUUAUAUUGAAAAAUUCCCAUUACGCCAGAAACAAAUUAAACUUGAAAGACAUUAAAUAUUUACCCCAUUCACUUGACCAAGAAUUCUUUAAAAUCCAAUAAUCCUAUUAAAAAAAUAAAUAAAGAAACCAUUUUAAAAGUUUU
This is a messenger RNA of Clunio marinus, 1406 nucleotides long. NCBI's taxonomy places the organism in Eukaryota, Metazoa, Arthropoda, Insecta, Diptera, Chironomidae. The record is from the annotation of a GenBank genome assembly.